AUGGCUACCAACAGCGCGGACAGCCUGGCGCAGUCUCUCCCCGCCAACGCCGCGCACCACCUCAAGCAGAAACGAGCGCGCAGCCAACUCUCUUGCACGCCAUGUCGCACUGGAAAGCUAAAGUGCAAUCGCGAGAAGCCGCACUGCGACCAGUGUAUCAAGCGAAGUCGGGAGGGACAAUGCCUCUUCGUGCCGCCACCCGCCAAGCACAAGCCGGUGCAGAAUGUCAAGGGCCGGAUCAGGCAGUUGGAGGAGCUGGUGGUGGAUUUGAUGAAUCAGAAUCGUAACGCGGCGGGAGGGCGGCAGAGGAAUGGUGCGCAAGGUGGGGAGGGAGAGGGAGGUGCUCGGAAUGGUGCAGGCCCGUUCGAGCAGCCAACACCGCCUAGUGAUAGUGACACGAGCCCUCAAGGUCUGACCGGCUCGAGUACUGGGUCCCACCAGGCGCAAAGUACUAGCAGCGGCAAUGCGCAUACGCCUCCUCAAGACGAUGUAGAUGAAGCGACGACUCCAUUCGGACAAAUGCAUAUUGGUAAGGACGAGAUCUCGUAUGUAGGCGAAGCACAUUGGGGCGCCAUCUUAAGCAGUAUUUCCGAGCUCAAACGUGAUCUGGAUGAUGACGAGCAGGAAGAAGAGACUGGUCCGCAGCUCAACGAGAACCCACUUGCUAGAGGCGACAACAGUACUGGUGGCUGGCCAGGUACGAAUCCAUGGCACAGUGAAAACCAGGAUUCCGUCAGCUCAACGUCGGGUCUUGGAUUCAUGCUGGGUAACACUCCGUCCUUGACCAAACAACAAAUCAUUACUGCCGUGCCGGAGAAGCGCGUGGCGGAUCGCUUGCUGAGUUUGUGGUUUAACUCACCUGACCCUUUCAAGAGUAUCAUUCAUGCUCCUACGUUUCAGGACGAGUACAAACGAUUCUGGAAAGACCCCGUAAAGACACCUACUAUGUGGCUGAGUCUACUAUUCGCCAUCAUGAGCUUAUCAGCAAGUUUCGGUCUUCGAGACGUGGAUCCGAGCAGUGAGCAAGCGAACAAGAUACUAGAUCAGGUGAACAAGUAUCACUCGAUCAGUGCCUCUGCGGCAGUAUUAUCCGACUUCACGAAGCCAAAAGAGCAUACCAUCGAAGGCCUGAUCAUUUACUCAGCAGGCUUGAGAAGCAACAACGCCUUUGUAAAUGUCUGGCUGAUGGUAGGUCUGAUUGUUCGUCUGGCACUACGAAUGGGCUUCCAUCGAGACGCAAAACACUAUCCGAACAUCACGCCCUUCCACGGCGAAAUGCGACGACGAAUCUGGAGCACAAUCAGCAUGAUCGACGUGCUUAUCAGCUUCCAGCUAGGCCUCCCGAGCAUGGUCAAGACAAUCCAGUCUGAUACAGCUGCUCCACGGAACCUGCUGGACCGCGAUUUCAAUGUCAAUACCACUGUGCUGCCACCUAGCAGAGGUAUAGAAGAGUUGACACCUUCGAGCUAUGCACGCGCUAAGCUGGGUAUCACUCGAGUCUUCGCUAACGCCGCCGAGCUGAGCCAUGCGACGAUUCCACCUGCAUACGAGGAGAUGAUGGAGCUAGAUCGCCAGCUUGAAGUAGCGAAGGCAGCGAUACCACCACUUCUGCAGAUGCCAGAUAUUACUGAAGUCGUCACCGAUCCCGCCGAGCAACUGAUGUGCAGAUUUAAUCUGGACCUGUUGUAUCUGAAGACGAAGAUCGUGCUUCAUCGUCGUUACGUCGCCACUCCGUUGGCUCAGCUCAGUGAGGAGGAGCAGAAAGUCGGGAUCGGGCAUAGUCGCAAAACCGCCGCUGACUGUGCUCUGCGUGUCUUGCAACACCAUCAUACUAUCUACACCGCCUCGCAGCCUGGUGGACAACUUGAGAGUGUGAAGUGGUAUAUGGGCUCCAUCAGCACGCACGAUUUCCUGCUUGCCGCUAUGAUCAUUUGUCUCGAGUUGAGCCAGCAGAUUAAUGUUGAGAAGUUUGCUGAAAUCAAUCCGAGUGGCUAUCAAUGUCCGCUCAGGGGUAUCAUGAUGGACGCACUCGAGCGAAGUCAGAAGAUCUGGACUAAUGCUUCAAGCAAGAAUCGCACCGGGGCUACGCAAGGAGGCACUAAUGGUGCCAUGCCGGCCCAGUAUGCUCCGCCUGGCACCGCUGGCCUCCAAGGUAGUAACGCCAACGCUGAGAGGAGCGAACAUAUCUUCAACGAGACUGAGAAAGCGGCUCGAGCUAUUGGGGUCAUGAUUGCGAAAGUCCGAGCGCAAUUCCCGAUGUCCGUGCAGCAGCAGGCUGAGGGCACAAAGUAUGAGCCAACGAAAGGCCAGGUGACAAGCGCAAAGGAGUUCUGGAAGUCGGCCACGCUGGCACAGUACUUGAAGACGCCGGAAAGACAGGCGGAGAGUCCGUUCGCGGGGAUGGUCAGUACGUACAACUGGGACAUACCCGAGGAUUUCGACUUUUCUGCCGUUGUGCAACAGAGCGAUAGUGCUGACGCGAGUGUGCUGACGAGUUUGAUGCCUUCUGCUGCUCCGGGAUCGAUGAGAAAUCCGGCUGCUAAUCCUAUGUACUCCGCUAAUAACGACGCCAUUACAUCCUUGAACACUGAUCGUAGUGGGAGCUCCGAACAGGACGAAUUUAUGAUGGAUGCUGGAAUGGCGGACAUGGAUUUCUCGAUGAUUGGAGAUAUGCUUCAGUUCCCAGCAGCGUACGAGAAUGGUGGCAGUGAGGCCAACAUCGAUUGGGAGAUGUGGGAUGCGCAGAUCAAAGCAGGAUCGGGAGAGGUUGGGACGCAGGCUAUGUCGGGCAAUGCGUUGACGGGUGGUACGGGUAUUGUGGAGGGCUCACGUCUUCCGGAGACGUGGUCGGUCGAUGAUCAAGUCGCGAAUGGCGGCGCGGCAGCUGCAGCGACGACCACGACUACGACUGCGGCUGGUGCGAGUGAUGUCCGGACAACGGUGCCUCAUGGCCCGUCGACUGUUGCUUUUGGUCCAGUGCCCACGUAUUCUUGGUCGGUCGACGAAUCCUUCGAGCUACCCAAGCUUCCGCAGACCGGAUCGCCAACAAUGGAUUAUGAUGGCGCUGACCUUGCAGACGUCGAUCUCGGUCUUGACGGAUCAUUGCAGGAUUAUAAUCGAAAUGGAAUGUACCCGGCCACGCAAGCAGACUGGCAAGAUUGGUGGCGGCGGAAACGGACGGGUACGACGCCCAGUACCGGAUAA
Recurvomyces mirabilis is the source of this 3204-nucleotide messenger RNA. RefSeq lists its product as uncharacterized. The record is from RefSeq and is a predicted model, not a curated record. Lineage: Eukaryota; Fungi; Ascomycota; Dothideomycetes; Mycosphaerellales; Teratosphaeriaceae. Gene Ontology annotation, molecular function: DNA-binding transcription factor activity, RNA polymerase II-specific; DNA binding; zinc ion binding. The transcript has a single exon. Gene Ontology annotation, biological process: DNA-templated transcription; regulation of DNA-templated transcription. The coding region runs from base 1 to 3204 and encodes 1067 amino acids.